Dama dama (fallow deer) is the source of this 2124-nucleotide messenger RNA. Its product is annotated as organic cation/carnitine transporter 2. The coding region runs from base 58 to 1731 and encodes 557 amino acids. Lineage: Eukaryota; Metazoa; Chordata; Mammalia; Artiodactyla; Cervidae. The transcript is spliced from 10 exons. Gene Ontology annotation, biological process: carnitine transport; transmembrane transport. Gene Ontology annotation, molecular function: ATP binding; transmembrane transporter activity. Gene Ontology annotation, cellular component: membrane. The record is from RefSeq and is a predicted model, not a curated record.
GCGUCUUCCGACCCCGGGCCGCGGGCCGUGCGCCGCGCGCCGGCAGCUGAAAGCGGCAUGCAGGACUACGACGAAGUGACCGCCUUCCUGGGCGAGUGGGGGCCCUUUCAGCGCCUCAUCUUCUUCCUGCUCAGCGCCAGCAUCAUCCCCAACGGCUUCAAUGGCCUGUCGUCUGUGUUCUUUACGGCGACCCCUGAACACCACUGCCGGGUGCCGGACACCGCGAACCUGAGCAGCGCGUGGCGCAACCACAGUGUCCCGGUGCGGCUGCAGGACGGCCGCGAGGUGCUUCAGAGCUGCCGCCGCUACCGACUCGCUACGAUCGUCAACUUCUCGGCGCUCGGGCUGGAGCCUGGGCGCGAUGUGGACCUGGAGCAGCUGGAGCAGGAGGGCUGUCUGGAUGGCUGGGAUUUCAGCCAGGACAUCUACCUGUCCACCAUCGUCACCGAGUGGAACCUGGUGUGUGAGGACGACUGGAAGGCCCCGCUCACAAUCUCCUUGUUUUUCGUGGGUGUGCUGAUGGGCUCCUUCAUUUCGGGGCAGCUCUCAGACAGGUUUGGUCGGAAGAACGUGCUGUUUGUGACGAUGGGCAUGCAGACAGGCUUCAGCUUCCUGCAGAUCUUCUCGAAGAACUUUGAGAUGUUUACCGUGCUGUUUUUCCUUGUAGGCAUGGGCCAGAUCUCCAACUAUGUGGCAGCAUUUGUCCUGGGAACAGAAAUUCUUGGCAAGUCAGUUCGUAUUAUAUUCUCUACGUUAGGCGUGUGCAUAUUUUAUGCGUUUGGCUACAUGCUGCUGCCCCUGUUUGCUUACUUCAUCAGAGACUGGCGGAUGCUGCUGCUGGCACUGACGGUGCCGGGGGUGCUGUGUGCGGUGCUGUGGUGGUUCAUCCCUGAGUCCCCCCGAUGGCUCAUCUCUCAGGGACGAUUUCAGGAGGCAGAGGUGAUCAUCCGCAGGGCUGCCAAAACCAAUGGGAUCACUGCACCUUCAACCAUCUUUGACUCCAGUGAGCUACAAGACCUAAGCUCCAAGAAGCAGCAGUCCCACAGCAUCCUGGAUCUGGUCCGAACUCGGAACAUCCGGAUGAUCACCGUCAUGUCCAUAAUUCUGUGGAUGACCAUAUCCGUGGGCUACUUCGGGCUCUCCCUUGACACCCCUAACUUGCAUGGGGAUGUCUAUUUGAACUGCUUCCUUUCGGCCGUGGUUGAAGUCCCAGCGUACGUGUUGGCCUGGCUGUUGCUGCGGCACCUGCCCCGACGAUACUCCAUGGCCACGGCCCUCUUCCUAGGUGGCAGCGUUCUUCUCUUUGUGCAGCUCGUGCCCCCAGAGCUGUAUUACUUGGCUACAGUCCUGGUGAUGGUGGGUAAGUUUGGAGUCACAGCUGCCUUUUCCAUGGUCUACGUGUACACGGCCGAGCUGUACCCCACCGUGGUCAGGAACAUGGGCGUGGGCGUCAGCUCCACAGCGUCCCGCCUGGGCAGCAUCCUGUCUCCCUACUUCAUUUACCUUGGUGCCUACGACCGCUUCCUGCCCUACAUUCUCAUGGGGAGUCUGACCAUCCUGACAGCCAUCCUCACCUUGUUCCUCCCAGAGACCUUUGGCAUUCCACUCCCAGACACCAUUGACCAGAUGCUAAGGGUCAAAGGAAUAAAAUACAGGCAAACUCCAAGCCACACAAGGAUGUUAAAGGAUGGUGAAGAAAGCCCCACAGUUCUUAAAAGCACAUCCUUCUAACACAACCUCCAGUGAGAAAGUGAAGAGGAAAGACUGUCUUGUCAGAAGUGGCUUGUGCAGACACUGGUCCUUCAGUGGCAAAGGUCUUUGCUAUUGAUUCUAUGGAUGCCAUGUCUGCCUUGCUCAUGGAUGGACACCCAAACUCAGCUGCUUAUGGUCCUAGACACUACCUUUCUCCAGGGACUCUGGCUACUGACAGACAACUUUGGAUAAAUCCUAACCAUUACAAUGAUGGACUUGGCACUUUCUAAGAAGUUAACCACUAACUGGAACCAGUAGGAUUUGGAAAAAUAGGAGAGGCAUUUGCUAAAUUUACGUUUUAAUUUCAGACUGCCUAAAAAAGGCCUCUGAUAGACCUGAGGGUCUAGUCCUCCCCUCCCCAACCCCCACCCC